Messenger RNA from Orbilia oligospora ATCC 24927, 2139 nucleotides. RefSeq lists its product as uncharacterized. Gene Ontology annotation, cellular component: membrane. Lineage: Eukaryota; Fungi; Ascomycota; Orbiliomycetes; Orbiliales; Orbiliaceae. Gene Ontology annotation, molecular function: magnesium ion transmembrane transporter activity. The transcript is spliced from 4 exons. The record is from RefSeq and is a predicted model, not a curated record. Bases 1 to 2139 code for a protein of 712 amino acids. Gene Ontology annotation, biological process: magnesium ion transport.
AUGUCUUCAGUAUCGAGUGUAGCGGCGAGCGUGACGGAUGCGGCAGCUUCUAUGACUUCUUCCGCAGCUGCAGCGACUACUUCAGCUCACGGGCUUCACGCUGGAGUUAACUCUCGGCCUCCAGCCUACAAAGCAGUCGGCGUUGCGCUCGCCAUUGCAUCUGGAGUUUUUAUCGGUAUUUCUUAUGUCCUCAAAAAGAAGGGCCUCCUUCAAGCCAAUUUGAAAGAUAAUGCAAAACCCGGCGAAGGUGUCGGAUACCUCAAGAAUGCCUGGUGGUGGACGGGUAUGAUUCUCAUGAUUAUCGGCGAAAUCUGCAAUUUCACCGCAUAUGCCUUCGUCGACGCUAUCCUUGUCACUCCCCUCGGUGCACUCUCAGUCGUCAUAACCGCCAUCCUAUCUUCAAUAUUUCUCAAGGAGCGACUUUCGUUCGUGGGAAAAGCUGGAUGUUUUGUGUGUGUGAUCGGAAGUAUUAUUAUUGCUAUUAACGCACCGGAGCAGAGUGCUGUUAGUGAUAUUCAGGACAUGAAGAGGUAUAUUCUGGCGCCGGGGUUUUUGUCGUACGCCGGGGUUAUUAUCCUUGGGUGUCUUUUUGUCAUAUUUUGGGUAGCGCCAAGGUACGGAGAGAAGAGUAUGUUGGUGUAUUUGAGCGUAUGCAGUUUAAUCGGUGGUUUGAGUGUCGUCGCUACCCAAGGUUUGGGGGCAGCGGUCGUCGCACAAGCCGGUGGAAAGCCGCAGUUCAACCAAUGGUUCCUCUACGUCCUACUCAUCUUUGUCAUAGCCACCUUGCUGACCGAAAUUUACUAUCUCAAUAAAGCAUUGAAUCUCUUCAAUGCCGCUCUUGUCACACCAACAUACUACGUCAUCUUUACCUCCGCAACCAUUAUAACAUCCGCCGUUCUCUUUCAAGGUUUCAAAGGCACUGGCUACUCGAUUGCAACCGUGGUCAUGGGUUUCUUCGAAAUUUGCGCUGGUGUGGUGCUACUGCAGCUCUCGAAAUCCGCAAAGGAAGUUCCGGAUACUGCCGUCUUCCGUGGAGACCUUGACCAAGUCAAGAUUGUGGCCGAGCAAGAAGAACCGGAAUCCGAGCCCAAGGCUGAUGCCAUCCGUGGCGCUGCUGCGAUUAUCAGAAGAAUGAGUACUGUUCGAAAACAAGCCGAGACAAAGGAAAUGCAGCAGAUUCACGAAGAUCAGUUAAGGGAUAUCAGAGAUAAAGACCACCUUAGUCCAGACGUUAUCGUUGAGUGGGAUGGGUUGAGAAGAAGGGUGUCUUUUACUAGUGAAAAGCAAGCUGGAGGCAGACCGAGACGACAUACGAGUGCUAGCCAACACCCGCGGACUAUGGAACCGACCUUGUCAAGACUUGAAGAAAUGGAAGAAGGUCGGGCAUCCAUUGAUAUGAUGAGGAUUGCAACCCACCAGAGCAGAUCGCAAAAUGACUUGAGGCAAACUGCUGAGCCGGUGACACGAGAUCAAUUGGCGCUACCAGAUUCUGUUACGCAAAUGAGAUCCAAGAUGGAAGAGCCAGCCAGCCCGGAGUCAACGCCGAAGAAAACAAUUAACAUAGUCCCGUCAAGCCCCGAGCACCGUCCUUGGUUCUUUGGCGGUAGAUCUCGAGGCAACUCUGCAGCGGACCCUCCAGCGAUUUCCCUAGAUGAUGAGAAACCGGCCGACGACGGCAUGCUACGCCCGGACACCUCCCAGACUCAGAAAGCUAGGCGCCAAUUCUCAUUCCAGGGCAUAUUCAGUAGACUCGGACGCGAGCACCAUCACCAACCCGUACAGCAAGACGACGGAGUGGAUGAAGAGUCGAACGAGUCUCCAGGCCACCAGACACCAGGAACAGGGACACCACAGCGACCCAAACCAUCUAGGGAGUCGUCAAAACCGAGUUCGCUGACCCGAGUUCAAACUGAGGAAGAAAGACUUGGCUUAGUGACCGGAGAUGCACCUAGCGCGUUUGAGGACGGGGCCUCUGAUUCGGGGUCUCUCUACUACGAUGAGAAGAAGCGGGUAGCUGGUGAUUCCCCUUCACCGCCGCCGAAUGUUGCCUCGUCCCCGAUCACGAGGAGGCCGGUGCGAGGCAGUACACAGAGCCUGCAGCAGCAACUCCAAGAUGAGAAGGGAGGGAAACAGUUAUGA